AUGCUUGUGGCUCCCAGUUCCUGGUGGUGGAGGUGCAACUUCUUUUGGUCAUCCCAAAUCUGGGUUCAUCUGACACUAGCAGCCACCCUACAGCGUCCAGGCCAAGCCUUCACCUUUGUCGCUGCCGUGCCACCCAAAUUUGACCCUAAUGAAAUUAAAGUCAUGUUUUUAAGGUGCCCUGGCAGUGAAGUUGGUUCCACAUCAGUUGUGGCCCCCAAAAUUGGUCCCUUGGAUUUGUCUCCCAAAAAGGUGGGUGAAGUCAUUGCCAAGUCAAUUGGCAACUGGAAAGGGCUAAGGAUCACAGUGAAAUUUACCAUUCAGAACACACAGGGCCAAACUGAGGUUGUGCCUUCUGCUUCAGCCUUGAUCAUCAAAGCCCUAAAGGAAUCUCCUCCAGACAGAAAAAAGAUAUAUAAUAUAAAACACAGUGGAAACAUCAGUCUGGAUGAGACCAUCAGCAUUGCUCAACAGAUGAGGCACUGGUUCUUGGCAAGAGAGCUCCAUAGAUUCAUUAAAGAGAUCCUUGGAACAGCCCAGUCUGUGGGCUGCAACAUUAAUGGCAGGCAUUCUCAUGAUGUCAUUGAUAACAUCAAUAGUGGUGCUGUUGAAUGCCCAGCAAGUUAA
This is a messenger RNA of Dromiciops gliroides (monito del monte), 624 nucleotides long. RefSeq names its product 60S ribosomal protein L12-like. The coding region runs from base 1 to 624 and encodes 207 amino acids. Gene Ontology annotation, cellular component: ribosome; cytosolic large ribosomal subunit. Gene Ontology annotation, molecular function: large ribosomal subunit rRNA binding; structural constituent of ribosome. The record is from RefSeq and is a predicted model, not a curated record. NCBI's taxonomy places the organism in Eukaryota, Metazoa, Chordata, Mammalia, Microbiotheria, Microbiotheriidae. The transcript is spliced from 2 exons. Gene Ontology annotation, biological process: translation.